AGUAACCUGGUAAUAUCCUUUUCAAAUCGAGAGACUUAAAAACAAGAUGUCGAUCAAGAAUGUCGUUCUGGUAGGCGCCGAUGGUAAUCUCGGACCAGGAGUUCUUCAAGGCUUGGUUGAGACGGGAGCGUUCAAUGUCACUGUCUUCAAGCGCAAGUCAUCGAAGUCAAAGUCCAACUAUCCAGAGGGCGUUCAGGUCAAGCUGCUUUCUGAUGACUUUCCCAUCGACGAGUUGAUUCCAGCACUCCAGAACCAGGACGCUGUGAUCAGUACUGUGUAUGGUGCACAGGUUGACUUGCAGAAGCGACUCGCGGAUGCUGCGGUCAAGGCUGGGGUGCAGCGUUUUAUCCCUUCCGACUUUGGAAGCUGCGACUCCCAGAGCAAGAGAGCCAUGGAGCUUGCACCCAUCUACGUCGCUAAAUCACAAGUACGCGACUACCUCGAGAAGCUAGCCAAGGAAAACUCCGGAUUUAGCUGGACCAGUCUUGUUUGCGGACAUUUCUUCGAUUGGGAUCUCGGGUUCUUUCACAUCAAUCUUGAGGCCAAGACGUUUGAAAUUCUCGACGAUGGCGAUGUCUACUGGAGCACUAGCACAUUCGCGCAAAUUGGCAAAGCUACGGCUGCCAUACUACAGAAGCCAGACGAAACAAAGAACCGCUUUGCCUAUAUCCAGAGCUUCCGCAUCAAUCAGAAUCAGCUGCUGAAGGCGUUCGAGAAGGAGACUGGACAGUCGUGGAACGUCAAGAACUACGACUCAUCUGACUAUGUUAAAGAGCGUAAGGCGAAGGCCGAUGAUGGUGACAAGUCGGCUGUUGAGGAUCUCGUGUGGGUCCUUGGAACAUUAGAAGCCGAUUGGGAGGCUCGCGAUGGUUAUGUCAACGAUCUCCUUGGAUUGCAGCAGGAAAAUCUUGAUGAGGUCGUCGCAAGAAUUGUCAAGAACAACUAGAUCGUCUCGUCUUGAUUCUCAGAUUUAUCUGAGGAGCUAUCUAAAUGUAUACAACUGAUACUGAUGGCUUGCUACAGAAGGUUCCAGAUAUACGGACUAUAGGGCAAGUAAACGUAAGAACAAAGACCUGUCAAUCGUUUUCAAUUCUCCCACUGACUGUCAGUGGUCCUUACUUGGACUUUGCGAGUCUUGUGUGGCCCGCAAGCAUAUCUCCCACCAGCGCGUAUGACGCUACAAGAUCAGUAACUAGGCACAAUCAUGAGUAGUCUAUCCUAGAUGUGAACGGAGGUUUUGUAUCAUGC
This is a messenger RNA of Aureobasidium subglaciale EXF-2481, 1248 nucleotides long. RefSeq lists its product as uncharacterized. NCBI's taxonomy places the organism in Eukaryota, Fungi, Ascomycota, Dothideomycetes, Dothideales, Saccotheciaceae. The record is from RefSeq and is a predicted model, not a curated record. The transcript has a single exon. Bases 47 to 946 code for a protein of 299 amino acids. Gene Ontology annotation, molecular function: oxidoreductase activity.